AUGGACUCGCGACGACCAGAUUUGAAACGGAAGCUCGUCGUUGUUGGGGACGGAGGCUGUGGAAAGACGUGUCUGUUAAUCGUCUACGCCGAGAACCGAUUUCCAGAGGCCUAUAUACCAACAGUGUUUGAGAACUACGUGACCCAGGUGCAGUUUGAAGGCAAAUUGGUUGAGUUGGCGCUAUGGGAUACCGCGGGACAAGAGGAAUACGACCGACUACGACCGUUAUCGUACCCUGAAAGCAACGUUAUCCUCAUCGUCUUCUCCAUCGACUUUCCAACAUCACUUGCCAAUGUCCAGGACAAGUGGUAUCCCGAGGUAGCCCACUUUUGCGAAAAUACCCCGCUAAUCCUCGUGGGCACAAAGACCGAUUUGCGACGUGACGAGCAAACCAGGCGUAUGCUGAGCGCACAGGGACAAGCCCCUAUCACCCCCGAGCAAGGCGCCGCCGUUGCAAAGGAGAUCGGAGCUAAAUACAUCGAAUGCUCAGCAAAGGCUGGUACCGGCGUACAUGAAGUCUUUGAACUCGCGUUGAGGGAGAGCAUGAAGGGUCGCUGGGGGAAGAUUGUCAAUCAGAAACGAUGCGUUAUCAUCUAGGAGUCCCGCGAAGAGAAUCGACGGCGCCAAACCCGUCCUAGAGCUUUAUUUUCGUCUUUCUUGGGCUGGGGCUACUGGGAUGGGAUGGAUCUUGAUCGUCUUAUGGACUCUUCCGCGCUGCGUACUUGUAUCCCAUCUUCUUGCUUCAUCUCUUCGUUCAUGUAACACAACACAGCUCUGUUUUCGCUUUCGAUAGCAGGUACUAUUGUUCACGUUCACGCACUGGUCCCGUCUACCCCCACAAGAUAGCCUACUCGUAUAGAGGGUAAUCCGCCGCAAUAAACAUCAUAAACCGC
Molecule: messenger RNA, 893 nt
Organism: Coprinopsis cinerea okayama7#130
Lineage: Eukaryota; Fungi; Basidiomycota; Agaricomycetes; Agaricales; Psathyrellaceae
Product: signal transducer
Exons: 3
Coding region: 1-597 (198 amino acids)
Biological process (GO): small GTPase-mediated signal transduction
Molecular function (GO): GTPase activity; GTP binding
Source: RefSeq, a predicted model, not a curated record